Messenger RNA from Zingiber officinale, 1207 nucleotides. Its product is annotated as oligoribonuclease-like. Gene Ontology annotation, molecular function: nucleic acid binding; 3'-5'-RNA exonuclease activity. Lineage: Eukaryota; Viridiplantae; Streptophyta; Magnoliopsida; Zingiberales; Zingiberaceae. The transcript has 8 exons. The coding region runs from base 236 to 913 and encodes 225 amino acids. Gene Ontology annotation, cellular component: mitochondrion. The record is from RefSeq and is a predicted model, not a curated record.
AAAAGACGCGCAGUAAAAACUAGAACCCUGCUCGUGCUCCAGCUUUCCGAAUUCUGAGAUCCGACACCCGACGGCGUCCUCAGCGGCUUUCUCUUCUCUACUUCGCGCACGGAACAUUUUCCCCUUCAUCUUUCAGUCUCGCAGGAGAGGAUCUUUAUAGGGCUUUGCGGCUUCAUUGAAGGUUCUUCUACUUGGUCUUAAUUCCGUGGAGAUUUGAUGCUUUAGGGAUUUUGAGAUGAGCAAUCUUUCAAAUAUUUUCUCUAUUCUGGAAGUGGAUGCUGAAGAUGAUAAAGAACAGAUAAUUUCUAUCGCAGUUGCCAAAGAUGCAAAAAAGGAUAAAAAAUCAGUACUUCUCCUAACAGAUGUGACAAAGACUAAAAAUCAAAGGCCAAGGGAAAAUACAAACACGAGAGAUGAUAAAGUAGAACAACAAACAUUUGCAUCACCUUCAGAAGACUACAGAAUGCCUCUUGUGUGGAUUGACUUGGAAAUGACAGGUUUGCAUAUUGACGUUGAUCAGAUAUUGGAGAUUGCAUGUGUUAUAACAGAUGGUAAAUUAACCAAAUCAGUUGAUGGUCCAGAUUUGGUUAUUAAACAACCAAAAGAGUGCUUGGACAAGAUGGGAGAAUGGUGUCGUGAUCAUCAUGCAGCAAGUGGUUUGACAGAGAGAGUGUUAAAAAGUACAGUAACAGAAGCAGAUGCGGAAAAUCAAGUUAUAGACUUUGUGAAGAAGCAUGUGGGUUCACAAACUCCACAGUUGGCUGGAAAUUCUAUUUAUAUGGAUUUUCUCUUCUUGAAGAAGUAUAUGCCUUCUCUGGCUGCCAUGUUUUCUCAUGUGCUAGUUGAUGUUAGCAGCAUUAUGGCUUUAUGCAUCCGUUGGUUUCCAAAAGGUAAUGCAUCAGAUACCAUUUAACUGUGUUUUAUGGGUCAUAUUAUUUUGGAUAUUUUUUCCCUUUUACAAUUUAGAUGCUUCUGAAAGCAUGGUUUUCAUGGCCACAAUGAUAAUGUUCAAUCUCAUUCUGUCUAAAUGUUAUAAUAAGCAGCUGAUUUAUUCUAGUCAAGAUUUAUGGGAGCAAACACCCAUGCAUUUACCCACUACACCAACCCGUGGGGUAGAAUAGUCAAGAUUCAUAAUGCAUACGCAUGUGGUUCAAGGAAAAUAUUUGUCUAUUUAAUGAGCACAAUUCAGGAUAUUAAUAUCAUAACC